AUGGAGAUAUGUGAUGGGCCUUUGGUUGGUGAAAUGGUGGUGGAGGAUGUCGAGAUUGAUUGCGGUGGUGAGGUUUCGAAGAGGGAGGUUUGGUCGGGAAUUGGACAAGUUGAGUGUAAGCUAGAUGAUAGUGAUUUAGUUUUAGUGCACCCUUAUUUGGUUCCUAUGGCGGCAACUUUUAGCCUGGCUGCUCCUUAUAUUGAGGGAAGCAUUUGUAGCGGGGUAAGGCCAAAUGCUUUGUGUUUAGGAGUUGGAGGUGGGGCUUUGCUUGGUUUCGUGAGGACCCAGUUUGGCUUUCAGGUUGUGGGUGUGGAAGCCUAUGAGGAGGCGCUAAGGGUUUCUUGGCGGUAUUUUGGACUCGAAGAUGGUGAGCACAUUCUAGAUAAAUUUGUUGAUGCUUGUCAGGUAGAGGAGGGUUGUGACGUGGGCAGUGGCAAUGAUGUUGAUACUGAAUUUGAUGUGAUUAUGGUUGACUUGGAUUCAAGUGAUGGUAGGGAGUUUGUUAGGAAGAAUGUCCUUUUUCUCAGCCAGAUCAAUUCUCUCUGA
Messenger RNA from Fragaria vesca subsp. vesca, 546 nucleotides. RefSeq lists its product as uncharacterized. The record is from RefSeq and is a predicted model, not a curated record. Bases 1 to 546 code for a protein of 181 amino acids. Lineage: Eukaryota; Viridiplantae; Streptophyta; Magnoliopsida; Rosales; Rosaceae. The transcript has 2 exons.